UCCCCAGGAGGCCGCCUCCUCCAGGCAGCCACCCGCGCCUGUCAGGGCCUCGCGCCCCGCGGUGGUCCCGGCGCCGCACACCCGGGCUCCCGGGCCCCAGAGCCCGCGCUAUGACCGCGGCCGCCGCCUCCAACUGGGGGCUGAUCAUGAACAUCGUGAACAGCAUCGUGGGGGUCAGCGUCCUCACCAUGCCCUUCUGCUAAGCAGCUCCCUUUCGUCAGCGUCUCUCUCCCCUCUAGUGCGGCAUCGUCCUGGGGGCCCUGCUCCUGGCGUUCUGUGCCUGGAUGACGCACCAGUCCUGCAUGUUCCUGGUGAAAGCCGCCAGCCUGAGCAAGCGGAGGACCUACGCAGGCCUGGCGUUUCACGCCUACGGGAAGGCCGGGAAGAUGCUGGUGGAGACCAGCAUGAUCGGGCUGAUGCUGGGGACCUGCAUCGCCUUCUACGUCGUCAUCGGCGACCUGGGCUCCACCUUCUUUGCCCGGCUGUUUGGGUUCCAGGUGACCGGCUCCUUCCGCGCGCUGCUGCUCUUCGCGGUGUCGCUGGGCAUCGUGCUGCCCCUGAGCCUGCAGCGCAACAUGCUGGGCUCCAUCCAGUCCUUCAGCGCCAUGGCCCUGCUCUUCUACGCCGCCUUCCUGUUCGUGGUGAGUGGGCGCCGGCACCGCCGCCUCUGCGUGGUGCGCUGGGAGGGCGUCUUCCGCUGCAUCCCCAUCUUUGGCAUGUCCUUUGCCUGCCAGUCCCAGGUCCUGCCCACCUACGACAGCCUGGACGAGCCCUCGGUGAAGACCAUGAGCUCCAUCUUCGCCUCCUCCCUCAACGUGGUCACCGCUUUCUACGUCAUGGUGGGCUUCUUCGGCUACGUGAGCUUCGCCGAGGCCAUCGCGGGCAACGUGCUCAUGCACUUCCCCUCCAACCUGGUGACCCAGAUGGUCCGCGCCGGCUUCAUGAUGUCGGUGGCCGUGGGCUUCCCCAUGAUGAUCCUGCCCUGCCGCCAGGCCCUGAACACGCUGUUGUUCGAGCAGCAGCAAAAAGACGGGACCUUCGCCGCCGGAGGCUACAUGCCGCCCCUACGGUUCAAAGCGCUCACCCUCUCUGUCGUGUUUGGGACCAUGGUUGGUGGGAUCAUGAUCCCCAACGUGGAGACGAUCCUGGGCCUCACGGGCGCCACCAUGGGCAGCCUCAUUUGCUUCAUCUGCCCGGCGCUCAUCUACAGGAAGGUGCACAGGAACUCGCUCUUCUCCCAGGUGGUGCUCUGGGUCGGCCUGGGCAUCCUGGUGGUCAGCACUCUCACCACCUUGUCCGCAAGCGAGGAGGCCCCUGUGGAUGUGGACCUGGCGAAGGAAGCCCCGGGCGGUCGGCUUGCGGAGGCUGAGGGUGCGGUGAACGCGGAGGCGGCCCAGCUCCCAGGCGUGGCGGUGCCCAUGGGGGAGGCCCAUCGCCACGAGCCCCCCGUCCCGCAUGACAAGGUGGUGGUGGACGAAGGCCAAGACCCAGAAGGAGCGGCGGAGAAGGAACGUGUGUCCCAGCACGUGGACGACGAGGCUCCUGGGGGCAAGGGCCAGGUGGCCCCACCUCUGCCGGAUUCAGGAAGAGCGCGAGGGGCACAGGCCCCGGUCGUGGAGCCCGAGGGGGGUCUUCCUAAAGGUCCCCAGAAGGUUCCAGAAGGAAAUGGUCCGCGGGCUGUGGAGCCCGUGAAGGAGGACCAGGAGCCGGUGGUCGGGGAUCUGCACCCAGGGCCCCAGGCAGUGCCCCCCGGGGGGCAGGACGCCCUGGGGGCAGGGGCCGCGGACAGAGCAGACGGCGUCCCUGAGCCGGACCACGCCGCCGGUGGGAAGCCAGCCCCCAGGGCCGGGCAGCCAGCGGAGCCUCGAGGGCAGAGGAGCUCGGAGGGCCAGCCUGGGGAGCACGCAGAGGGCCCGGCCGGGGACCCCGCCGGCAGCAAGCUGGAGGCUGAGAUCAAAAAGCUAGUAGCAGAUGCCGGCCGCGUGGAGAGGCUGGACCACGAGGUCCUGCUGCAGGUGAUCAAGGAGCAGCAGGAGCAGCAGAAGCGCCUCCUGGACCAGCAGGAGAAGCUGCUGGCGGUGAUCGAGGAGCAGCACAAGGAGAUGCACCAGCAGCGGCCGGACGGCGAGGAUGUGGACGCGCCGGCCGAGCCUGGGGUGGCCGCACCCAGGAGUAAGGAGCAGGAGGCCCAUGACGGGGAGACGGUGGUGCGCGCCCCCCUGCAGCCUUUGGAACCUGAGCUCAGGGCUCCCGGGCAGCCCCCCGCGCCACCCCAGGGACACAGCCAGCGUUCCCUGCAGGAGCCCAAGGGGGCUGCAGGCAGAGCCCCCGCCAGUCCUCCGGGCGGUGUGGACACAAAGCCGAGGGAAGACCAGCCGGACGCUGAGCCCCAUGUGGCAGGUGUGCAGGACGGGGCCCCAGAGCCCGAUCUCGCUGGGGCCCCCAGGAGCCCAGAGAAGCCUGACGCCGGGGAUGCCCCUGGACAGGGUCCGGUCCUUCUUGGUGGAGGCUCUCAGGAGAGGAACAAAUCCCAUAAGGAGGCAGCAGCCGCUGGUGCCCAUGUUCCGGAAGCGGCAGGUGCCCGGGGAGCCAGGGCAGGGGCUGAGGACCCUCCAGUGCAGCCCCAGCAAGUGAGCCAAGACCGGAGACCCGCAGGCCUGCCCAGCCGGUCGGAAGGAGCAGCCCCCGUGGCCCAGGCUGGGUUACAGCAGCCGGAACGCCGAGCUGUCUCCGCCAGGGCCCCGGGAGGGCACCCAGAGGCAAAAAAGGAGGCCCUGGGCGGGGACCAUGUGCCUGCCCCCAGGCAGGACGCCACUGCCCCAGAGCCCGAGCAGAAGCCAGACCCUGAGCUCGGGCCCCAACAGGCCGUGCCCGGGGCUCAGAAGCUGGACCAUGUCAAACCGAACCGGGACCUGAAAGUUCAGGUCGGUGCCGACCUCCGGAGGAGACGGCGGGACGUGGCUCCUGUAGACGAGGGACCGGGCCCCGAGGGGGUCAUCCUCAGCUUCGACGCCCUGCACGUCAGCGACCUCCGCAGCGCCCUGGACGCCCAGCUCCGCCAGGCCGCGGGGGGCGCUCUGCGGGUGGGCCACAGCCGCCAGCUCAGAGAGCUGCCCGGGGCCCCGGAGGAGGCCUGAGGCUCGCAGUGGCCUCUCCGGCCGGGGCCCGUUCCGGAGGCCAUGCUCGAGGGCGGUCUGAAGGCUCCGCCGACCUGCGUCCUCUCCGGAGUGGCCGCUGCCAUCACAACGCCGUCUGAGCUCGUCAGGUGACCGAGCUCCCUGUGGCCACCCCUCUGUGUUCUGAGACGGGGUCCGUGCAGCUGUGGGUCUGAGUGAGGGCUGGAGCCGUCCGGUGCUGACCCAUCCCAGGCCCGGCUGCUGGACCAGCCCUGGCCGCAGGUCGUGACUCAGAAUUCGGUCUCACGUCCUGAGUCGUAGAAAAUGUUAACGGACAUUCUGCCUUGACCAUGAGCGCUGCUGCUGGCUGAGGGCCCCGGGUGGGACUGCGGCUCCAUCCUCGGGCCGGAGAGCAGCGAGUGCACCUCGCCCACCACAUGGCUCUGCUCCCGCGCUCCUGGUUCCUCAAGUAGCAUGGGCUUUAAAAAUAAAACCAUUCCAGUCUGGUU
Myotis davidii is the source of this 3625-nucleotide messenger RNA. RefSeq names its product solute carrier family 38 member 10 (gene SLC38A10). Gene Ontology annotation, biological process: amino acid transmembrane transport. NCBI's taxonomy places the organism in Eukaryota, Metazoa, Chordata, Mammalia, Chiroptera, Vespertilionidae. The record is from RefSeq and is a predicted model, not a curated record. Gene Ontology annotation, molecular function: amino acid transmembrane transporter activity. The transcript is spliced from 16 exons.